Messenger RNA from Moesziomyces antarcticus, 6744 nucleotides. RefSeq lists its product as uncharacterized. Gene Ontology annotation, biological process: maturation of SSU-rRNA from tricistronic rRNA transcript (SSU-rRNA, 5.8S rRNA, LSU-rRNA); positive regulation of transcription by RNA polymerase I. The transcript has a single exon. The coding region runs from base 1 to 6744 and encodes 2247 amino acids. Lineage: Eukaryota; Fungi; Basidiomycota; Ustilaginomycetes; Ustilaginales; Ustilaginaceae. The record is from RefSeq and is a predicted model, not a curated record. Gene Ontology annotation, cellular component: 90S preribosome; small-subunit processome; t-UTP complex. Gene Ontology annotation, molecular function: snoRNA binding.
AUGACUUCGUCGCUCGCAGCCCAGCUGGCCAACGUGCGCUCGCACAACGCCUCGCGGCUCGCCUCGUCCGCGUCGCUGGUCAAGCACACUUCGUAUCUCUUUCCGCCCAAGACUGCGGCGCAGCAGGACCUGUUCACGGUUCACGCGCUCGGCGCCAGUGGAUGGACCGAGCUCUCCGCCCAGGAUGCCUCGCUGCAGCAGUGGUCCAGCUCCUCGCUCCUCUUUGGCGAAGAGAGCAGAGGCAUGGAUCGUCUCAUGCUGCCCAAGGAGGACAACGACGCAAUCGACAAGGCCGUGAGGGAGUUCCUCCACCUCGCCUCGCCGUUCCUCCUCUCCAAGGGCGCAUCCAAGUGUCUCGAAUGGCUCGUACGCCGCUUCCACAUCCACGAGUUCAGUGUCCAGGACGUGCUUGCCGCUUUCCUGCCUUAUCACGACACGCAGCAGUUCGCACGCAUGCUCUCGAUCGCCAAGCUCGACGGCAAGCCUCACCUGCAGUUCCUGCUCUCCGUCAAAAAGACCGCCAGUCCACUUCCAGCCGGCGUCCUCCAUGCAGCCAUCCUCGCGCCUGCCACCACCACUGCCAGCCUCGACCUGCUGCGUUGGCUCUCGUCCCUCAUCGUCAACGACACCACCAUCGCUCUGCACAUCGCUCCACACCGAGCUCUCGUCAACUUCUGGACCUCAACGCUCGUUCAGGUCUGUGCGGCUCGUGCACGAAUGGACGACACCCAGCACGUCUCGGGCCUCUCCAAAUCCACCAGCAACUCAAAGAAGUCGGCAAAGACGCGCGCCGCCGAUGCCCAGGCCAUCCUCACCAUCCUCCUCCCCGCAGCAGUCCGAGUGGCAGCCACCGCCUCGCUCGGUCAGGACGCGCAGAUGGGUGGCUUCAUGCUCCUGUGCACCAUUGCACAGUCGUUCCCGCUCAGCAAGGAGGCCAUUCAGGGCAUCUUCACCAGCCUCGCCAAGUCGCUGUCCUCGUCCAGCAUCACCACCAACGUCAACCGCGCCCUGAUCUCGUGUGCUUUUGCCCUCUGCGCGAGCUCCAGCGUAGCCACUGCCCCGCUCGCGGCACAGUCCACCUCGGCCGAUCGAUUGAUCCCGGACAGCCUUGCCGCGCUUCUCGUCGCAUCGCCAGAGGCCGGCAGCUCGAUCAGCGCGCUCGCCAAGCAGUACGACGGACGCGCCUUCCUCGCCCAUCUGCUUGCAGCCCUCUCGGCACGUCUCUCGCACGCCUCCUCGGCUGAUCUUCUCAGCACGCUGUUGCGCGGCCAGGUUGUGCACGACGAGCUUGCCAUCCAAGCCUCCGAGUUGCUCCUCAACCUUCGUCUUGGCACCGUCGUUGGAUCGUCCCAGGCGCUCGAGGUGGCGUUCGAAGCGCAUUUCAAGGCAGACAUGCUGGUGGACGCCCACAAGAACCGUCUCCGUGUUCUGCAGACCGUGCGAACCCGAAAGCCCCAGGUAUUCGACGCUGCCCUCCGCAACUGCACCCGCAAGGACCAAGCCGAGGCUCGCGUUGCUGCUAUCUGGCAGACGGUCCAGGCUGUCCUCGCCCUCGAGUCCGGCACGUCGCUCGACGACGCCUCUAGCGGUCGCCUCGAUGGUCAAGGCCAGUCUGAUAUUCUCUGGCUCUCGAUCCACUCUGCCGAAGCCUCGCAGCGCGUGCUCGCCCUUAAGCAGCUCUACAAGCAGGUCAAGGAUGGCCGUGCACGUGCCGACGACACUAUGGUCCGCGAGGCACUGCAUGCACGCAUCCAGGACUCGUCCGUCGACGUCCUCCAGGUGCUCUACUCGCAACCUGCCUCUCUGCUCGAUGCGUUCGACAAUGAGACUCUGCUCACCUCCGUCGUCGAGUCGCUGGCGGAAGAGGGCAUUUCCGUCGACAGGUUCAGCCAGCACCUCCAAUUUCUCCUCAACGCAUACCUCGAGAGGCACGCCGACGCCCAGGACGCUGUUGCGCGGCAAGCUGUCUGGCCCAACCUCCUGCAAAGCAAGGCUCGUGCCGCGCUCGCAAAAGCGGCGGCCACCACCAUCACUGGCAGCCGCAAGGUCAAGGGCCUGCUCAGCUCGAUUGCCCCAUCGCUCGACGCCUCGAUGGCUGCCGCCGAAGCCAACGAUGCGGUCGCACAGGCGAUCGCCGCCUACAUCUUCCCUCUCGCCGAGGCGGAACGCGCGAGCUGGAUCGCCUUCCUCGAGUCCACCGCGCGACCGAUCGCCGAAGACUCGAGCUCGGCUGGCGCGGCCAUGUCGCGAGAUCUCGCCCUCUUGUCGCUCCUGCACCUCGCAGACAAGCUCGAGGGCCACGACUUUGUCACGCUUGCCGACACUUGCCUCCACACCAUCGUCUUGCCGUCGAUCUCGGCCGCCGGCGCUCUCACUACCGAUCAGGUCAAGCUUCUGUCCACCGUUGGUCUGCGCGACACCCUCGAGGCCUCGCCGCACUCCAAGCAGCUUGCGGAGCUCUCCAGGACGGCUGGUACGGAGCAGAGCGCGGUGCUUCUGGUCAGCUACCUGCUCAUUCAGAUCGUCCGACGCGUUCAAGUUCCCGCCUUCGACAGCUUUGUCACCUCUCAGGUCUCGGCCGAGGUUGCAGCCGCCAAAUCGCUGCUCGGCGCGCUGUACUCGGUGGUCAACACGGCUCCACUUCCCUCAUCGGUGCCGAAGCUGCUGCUCCAGAUCCUGCUCGUCAAGACCGGCGAUGCCAGCUUGCCCUUCCUCGCGUCCAUCUGGACCAACGCAACGGCGUCGUACAGUGCUGCCGUGCGUCUGGCGGCGCUGCGCCACGCCGAUGCCUACCUCUCCGCACAGGCGCAGGCCGGCGCCCAGGUCAAGGCCAAAGACUUCCAGGUCGUCGUGCCGCUCCUGCUGGCGGCUCUUGCCGAUGCCGAAGCAGCCAUUCGACUUGCCGCCAUCUCUUGCCUCGAGCACAUCCUGCGCGUCUCAAAGCACAUUGCUGAGAAUGCGAAAGCGAUGAAGAAGAAGGGUGAGGAGGCCGAAAUUUACGGUUACGAAUCGUUCUACGGCGCUGCUGGAUCGGACCCCAUGCAGUACAUCGAUCUGCCCGCUCUGGUGCACUACCUGGAGAAGCUUCUCGAGCGCAAAUCGGGCUUUCGAAACGAUGCUACGCUGCUGCCCAAGAUCCAGGCAGAGCUGCUGCAGAUCGGCCGUCACGACGGUCGCAAGGAGGUCGGCGAAAAGCACGCCAUGGUCUGCUUCAUCCUCUCGCACAUCCUCUGCCUCGACACGGCUGCCAACCGUCUCGUGCUCAUGCAGUCGCUUGCCGGCGUCAGCGACGCUGCUAAGCUCGACAUGUCGCUUCCGCUCAUCCGCAACGUUGUUCAGGGAAGCGUGGCAGCAGCCACGAAGGGCUUGCGCUCGAUCGAUGAGCGUGAGCUCUACCUCGAGCUGCUUUUCGGAGCCUACGACCGAAGCAGCCGUACGGUCGUCGAGACCGCGUCCACAGGUGCGUGGGCGCUGUUCUUGGAGGCCGUGGCUGGCAAGGACGGAAAGGCGCUCGUCCAAAAGGCCGCCGUCCGCGCCCUCGACAAGGCCGGCUUCUUCGCCACCCUGUCCCCCGCCAUGCGCAAGGAGAUUUACCUGCAUCUUGCCGACAUCGUUGCAGACCCAGCGCUGCCCGCCGCGCCCGAGGUGGGCUCGGCGCUGCGCGAGCUGCAGCUCGAUUCUGCGAUUCUGAUCGCCGUCUUCUCGGAGCUGCGCGAUGCGAUCACCACCAAGGCGCUCAGCGGGCCCGAGGCCAAGCGCGCGCGCACCAUGCUGACGUCGGACGAGACGAUGACGCGCACGUGCGCCGUGCUUGUCGCCGUGCUCGAGUCGGCCGUCGGCAGCAAGCUCGUGUGCUCGGGCAUGCUGCUGUACGAGCUCUUCGAGGUGCUCCGUGUCGCCGUCGACUUGCAUUCGGCCAUGCUCGCUGCCAAUGCCGAACAGAUGCUCCAGCUCGCCAUGGCGUGCAUCGAGAAGCUCAUCGACGCCUCGACCAAGGCCGGUGCAGCGGUUCCGGCCGAUGUGGCACAGGCGCUUCGUGCCGAUGUGAUCGUCAGCGUGAUCAAGUGUUCCAACAACCCGCAGACGUUCCAGCAUGCCCUGCUCCUGCUCGCCAGGAUCGCCAAUGUGGCACCUGAAGCGGUGCUGCACAAUGUGAUGCCGAUCUUCACAUUUGUUGGCGCCACAGUGCUGCAGCGCGACGAUGCAUUCAGCUUCUCGGUGGUGGAGCGGGUGCUGCAGAGCAUUGUUCCGGCGCUCGUCGGCUCGCUCAAGGCGUCCGACGCCGCCAAGCAGGGCAAGUUUGCUCUGCUGUGCGAGGCGAGGAUGUUUGUGCGCAUCUUCACCGAUGCAGCGGCGCACGUGCCGCGCCACCGACGACAGACAUUCUUCCGCAUCCUCGUCGACGUUCUCGGCGCCGACGACUUUGCCGCUGCGGUGGCGAUGCUGCUCGUCGACCGCUCGGCGCACAAGAUCGUCAAGCAGCCGCGCGCCGAUGCGGAGCAGACGCUGCAGCUGCCACUGUCGGUCGUGUCGCCGCACAGCGCCAUGGUGCAGGUACAGGUGCUGCACCAGGUAUUGGAGGAAGUGCUGCGUAUCUGGGCGCACCGUGCCGAGACCGAUGCGCUCAGUGAGCAUGUCUUCCUCGAUCGCGCCGGUCGACUCGACAAGGAGCACGUCGACCACGAAGCCGAGCCUCUGCGCCAGAUUCAGGCGCUCGUCAUGUUCAUCCGCCAGGUGCUCACCUCCAAGGCGUUUGCCGAGGAGGUCGGUGCCGUCCCCGAGGGCCAGAUCGGUCCUGAACUCGAAACGUUCAUCCAGCUCGCGCUCGAGACGGUUGCGAAGCUGCGCACUACCCAGCCCGUCAUUGCAACGCUGGCGCUUGAGUUGCUGGACAAGGCCAUGCCCUUCUCGCCCGUCGCCAACGUGCUCACAGUCGUCUCGAAGCUCGUCGAGGACGACGACGUGCCGCGCAGGACGAGCGGCUUCUCGCUCUUUGCCAGCCGCGUGGCGGCGAUGCAGGCCAACUCGCAAGACCGCACGACGGUGGCAACCUUCACUCCCGUCAUCGUCAAGGCGGCAGUCGAUGUGGUCGAGGCUUCCCUGUCGACGUCGCUGCGCGGAAGCGAUGCCGAAGCGCUGCGCCAGGCGGCGCUCGACGCGCUCAAGACGAUCGCGUCGUCUGCACAGCCAUCCGAGCAUGGCUCGCUCGCCUCUUCGCUGCCUGCGCUCGUCAAGCUCGGCCAGGCGGCAGCCAAGGCGCAGGAUGCGCGCAGCGCUGUGCCUACAGCGGCGCGCAUCAGCGUGUUCUCCAUCACCCGCAGGCUCACCACCAAGCUUGGACCACGCCUUAUCCCGCACAUCGCUGCGCUGGUGCCGUUCUGUCUUGCCGUUGUGUCGCAGCCCUCUGCGACGGUUGCUGGCGCUGCCGACUCGGACUCGGAUUCAGAGGACGCUCAGGACACAGCUCCAGGUGCGGCCAAGUCGAACGUGUCGUCGCUGCGCACAGGCGCGCUCGACACGCUGACGGGCUUGUUUGGCUCGGUGCCUACAUUCAUGACGUCGUACAUUGGCUCUGUGAUCCGACUGGCCGUGUCGCCGGAGCUCAAGGCGGCGAUCGCGAGCGCCAGUGGCUCGUCGACUGCCAGCGAGCGUUCGCUUACGCAGCUCGUCUCGACGCUCGUGCGCAAGACGCCCGCUAAGGAGGUGUUCGAAGCUACGUUCCGCGUGUGGGACGACGAGAUGGGCGCCGAGGUGCCUGCCGAUGCCAAGUCGGAGCGUCUGGUGGGUGUGGCCGAAUUCCUCGGACGUGCGCUGCGCCAAAGCGACCGCGAGGCUAUCAGCGCGACGUACAAGCUCGUCUACCGCUUCCUGCUGCGUGCGCUCGACCUACGCCGCACGAGCCUGGACGGCGAGGGCGCAUUGUCGCCCGCGGCCAUCGGCAAGGUCGAGUCGAGCCUGGUGCGCUCGGCGUUCAUGCGCAUGGUACUCAAGCUCAAUGAGGCUGCUUUCCGACCGCUCUUUAUGCGCAUGUUCGACUGGGCCGUGCUGGAUCUGGUCGACGAUGCCGACGAAGAAGCUGCUGCAGCCGACGGCGUGGUGGCCCGACAGGUCGUGCUAUUCAAGACGUUCAACGCUCUCAGCGAGACUCUGCGCAGCCUGGUGUCGUCGUACUACUCGACGCUUUUGGACCAGGUGGUGGAGCUUCUGUCGGGAUGGAGCAAGCUUUCGCGCUCGCCCGCGGCCGGAAGCGUGCAGGCCGAGCUGUGGGUGCACGUCGUGCGUUCGAUCCAGCUCUCGGCCACGCACGACGAGGGAGUCUUCUGGAACCCCACGCGUGUGGCGCGCAUCGCUACGCCGCUACUGGACCAGAUGAAUCUGCUUGCUGGCGCGGGAACGUUCAUUGACGAGGCCGACUUUGUCACCACGCUUGGCGGAGUCAUCACCGCUCUGCUCACCAACGUCAAUGACGAACCCACGCUCAAGCUGUUCAACGCCAAGCUGCUCCAGCGAGCCUCGGGUACGCGCGCGGCCAACAGCACGCGCGUCCGUUCCACUGCCACCCAACUCCUGGCACACAUGUGGUCGGCACAGAAGGACCACCUCCUCCCCCUUGUGCCCGAGACCAUCGCCCAGCUCUCCGAACUGCUCGAAGACGACAACGACGACAUUGUCGGUCACGCCAACCAGUUCCGCGUCCACAUCGAAGCCGCGCUCGGCGAAAGCCUCGAGUCCUACCUCACCUAA